This is a messenger RNA of Megachile rotundata (alfalfa leafcutting bee), 1529 nucleotides long. It is a transcript of the gene Tm2, whose product is annotated as tropomyosin 2. The record is from RefSeq and is a predicted model, not a curated record. NCBI's taxonomy places the organism in Eukaryota, Metazoa, Arthropoda, Insecta, Hymenoptera, Megachilidae.
GAUGGCUGUUUCUGCUCUUUGAACGAGCGAAUCGGUGUGAAACGACGCAACGCGAGUGUGAAAGGAUGGUGUGGAACGAACGUGUGCGUUGGUUCUUUCGUGGAGGAUUCUCGUGGACGUGGAAGCUCUGGCGUGUUGAACGUUCAGCGAUGGAGAAAAAGCGUCCGAGAACGGAGAUCGAAUGGACAGAAGAGUGUUCGAUUACCGAAAGCCGAGCUAUCAGAAGACAAUGCUUCAAAAACUAACAAGCUUCGAAAAUUCUUGCCUUUGGAGACAGUGGACUAACUUAAUAAGGGAUCUUUCAGCUUUUAAACUUGUGCUUUGCCGAUGCUUCGAACUUGAUAGUUUCUCGAAGGAAGCCGGCAAAAGAAAAAGCUCGCCACCAUGGACGCGAUCAAGAAGAAGAUGCAAGCGAUGAAGCUUGAGAAGGACAAUGCCAUGGACAAGGCCGAUGCCUGUGAAGGACAGGCAAAGGAGGCGAAUAUGCGCGCGGAUAAGGUCCUUGAGGAAGUUAGCGAAUUACAGAAGAAGCUGACUCAGGUGGAAGGAGAUCUUGAAGCCAACAAACAAGCUUUGGAACAGGCUAACAAGGACCUUGAGGAGAAGGAGAAGGCUCUGACCAACGCUGAAUCCGAGGUCGCCGCUUUGAACCGAAAAGUACAGCUGAUCGAAGAGGAUUUGGAAAGAUCUGAGGAACGAUUGAACACCGCCACUGCUAAGUUGGCUGAAGCUUCUCAAGCUGCUGAUGAAUCCAGCCGUAUGUGCAAAGUAUUGGAAAACCGAGCACAGCAGGAUGAGGAAAGGAUGGAUCAGCUGACGAACCAGCUGAAGGAGGCGCGUCUCCUCGCUGAGGACGCCGACGGAAAAUCCGACGAAGUAUCACGGAAGCUGGCCUUCGUUGAAGACGAGUUGGAAGUGGCUGAGGAUCGAGUCAAAUCCGGUGAAGCCAAGAUCAUGGAGUUGGAAGAGGAAUUGAAGGUCGUCGGUAACAGUUUGAAAUCGCUGGAAGUUUCCGAAGAAAAAGCUAAUCAACGAGUGGAAGAAUUCAAGCGUCAGCUCAAAACCCUGACGGUGAAACUAAAGGAGGCCGAAGCCCGAGCUGAGUUCGCUGAGAAAACUGUCAAGAAAUUGCAGAAGGAGGUCGACAGGCUCGAAGACGAGUUGGGCAUCAACAAGGACAGAUACAAGUCUCUCGCCGACGAGAUGGACUCCACGUUCGCCGAAUUGGCGGGAUACUAAGUCAUUUUCUUCUUCUACGCUUCGUAUAUUAAUUACAACGCCGUGCGUGGGGAUUGAGCUACGAUGUAUUGCAUGAAGGACUCUCAUAGAACCUGUCGUUGCGAGAUCGGCGAAGCAUGGCCAAAAUGGACACCGCGGGGAUCGGAAAUUAUUUAUCGAAAUUGCACAAAUGUUACUGCGAUGAUGGUCAAUUGUACAGAGAUUCGUGAGGAAUUUAACUCUGUUACUCCGUUGUACGAUAUAUUACACAAGACCCAAUAAACUGCUGUAAUAUGGUAUGCGUUAUUAUA